CGCACCGCCCCUCCCCCAUCCCACAGUACACACAGGCGCCGUCCCGCAACGACACACACAGCCCACGAGGCCACGACUCUCUCCCUCCCCCUCCCCCUCUCCCUCCUCUCGCCGUGAGCGGAACACGAGGCAACGCCGCCACCUCGAGAAGCGCGUCGCCCUCUAGGGUUUUAGAGCAGCAGCGAUGGAGGGCGGUGGGGAGGGCACCACCACCGCCGCGGCGGCGGCGGCGGUGGCUGCGGGGAAGGAGGAGGAGGCGGAGGUGGUGGUGGUGAGGAACCCGAGGUGCUACCUCGACGUGAGCAUCGGCGGGGAUAUGGAGGGGCGGAUCGUGGUGGAGCUCUACGCCUCCGUGGCCCCUCGCACGGCGGAGAACUUCCGCGCGCUCUGCACCGGCGAGAAGGGCGUCAGCGCCGCCACCGGCGUGCCGCUUCACUACAAGGGUUCAUGUAUUCACCGGAUUGUCAAAGGUUUUAUGGUGCAAGGUGGGGAUAUUACCGCUGGUGAUGGAACUGGGGGAGAGUCAAUAUAUGGAUUGAAUUUUGAGGAUGAAAAUUUUGUCCUGAAGCAUGAGAGAAAAGGGAUGUUAUCAAUGGCUAAUGCUGGUCCCGAUACAAAUGGAUCUCAGUUUUUCAUCACUACAACCCGAACACCACACCUUGAUGGGAAACAUGUUGUUUUUGGAAGGGUUAUAAAAGGAAUGGGGGUGGUUCGCUCAAUGGAACAUGUUUCUGUUGGAGAAUCUGACCGUCCAAUUACUGAUAUUGUUAUUGUUGAUUGCGGAGAACUACCAGAAGGUGCCAGUGAUGGAGUUGUGAACUUUUUCAGUGAUGGUGACAUGUAUCCUGAUUGGCCAAAUGAUCUCGAAGAAAAACCUGCAGAAAUUUCUUGGUGGAUGACUGCUGUUGACUCUGCAAAAUCUUUUGGAAAUGAAUAUUUCAAGAAAAAAGAUUACAAGACAGCCCUCAAAAAGUACAGAAAAGCUAUGAGAUACUUAGAUCUUUGCUGGGAGAAAGAAGAGAUAGAUGAAGAGAAGAGCUCAGCACUACGGAAGACAAAGUCAAUUAUACUCACAAAUAGUUCUGCUUGCAAGCUGAAGUUGGGAGAUUUGAAAGGUGCUUUACUAGAUGCAGACUUUGCAUUGCGUGAAGGGGAGGGAAACCCAAAAGCUUUUUUCCGUCAAGGACAGGCACGCAUCGCACUCAAUGAUAUUGAUGCUGCAGUUGAGAGCUUCAAGCAUGCUCUGCAGUUGGAGCCAAACGAUGGAGGAAUUAAGCGGGAGCUGGCUGCUGCAAAAAAGAAGAUUGCUGACAGACGGGAUCAGGAGCGGAAAGCAUUUUCUAGGAUGUUCCAACCAUCAGGAGGUUCAGAGAAGAUCGAUGAAGAGAAUAACUGAUCGGCUUAAGUUCAACGUUUUGUAGUUCUCUUCAUGACACAUACUGGUGCUGCCUGGUGAAAAAAUAGAGUUCAGGUGAUGGAUGAGAGAGUUUUUGCAUAACAGAAGGUGAUGGAUGAGAGAGUUAUGCAGUUUUUGCAUAACAGAAGGUGAUGGAUGAGAGAGUUUUUGCAUAACAGAAACAACUCCCAUGGUUGAAAAUAGUUUUGGUCUUUUGGACACCAAGCCUUAUGUUUUGCAGUAUAGAGUUUGCCACAAUGCUAUCGUAGGAAAUGUCUGGCGGAUUGAAUUGUCAAACUCUUGGAAAGGCCUUUUGAAUGACCAAUCCUGUUAACGAAACAUUGUUGGCAAGUGUUCUCGCGUGUGGUUAGCUUAACUUUGCCU
This is a messenger RNA of Oryza sativa Japonica Group (Japanese rice), 1780 nucleotides long. RefSeq names its product peptidyl-prolyl cis-trans isomerase CYP40. Gene Ontology annotation, biological process: protein peptidyl-prolyl isomerization. Gene Ontology annotation, molecular function: protein binding; peptidyl-prolyl cis-trans isomerase activity. Lineage: Eukaryota; Viridiplantae; Streptophyta; Magnoliopsida; Poales; Poaceae. The record is from RefSeq and is a predicted model, not a curated record.